AAUAGAGGAACAGCGCCCCUAGCAAGGCCCUAGUAAAUGAAGAUUUAGCCUCAAGCCACGAGUCACAUCGAAACUUUAGAAUGAUUAAAAGUCUUUGACCCUUGCUUUCAGGAGAGCCGUGGAGAUGGCCGAGGCUGAGGGCAAGAGAAGGCCAGCAAACCUUAACGGAGAAACAAAGUCGGUGGGUCGGGUCGGACUCCCGCAGGUGGUGCGGAUUCUGUCAGAAGUGUAUGGUGACCGGAUGACGUCUCAGAGCGGAGAGUCUGAGGGAGAGAGUUUCCCUCUGCAGCAGAAGCUGCUGGUCUGCUGCCUCCUGCUCCUCACCAGCAAAGGAAAGGGCAAAGAAACCCAUCUGGGGAAGCUCUAUGAGGUGUACAGCCGUGUGUGUGGUCAGAGACACGUGCCAGCAGUCGGGCAGGGCGAGUGUCUGACGCUCUGCAGCCUGCUGGAGAGUCGGGGAAUCUUUGCCCUCAAGAAGGCCAAAGAGGCUCGUCUCACUAAGGUGUUUCUGAAGAUUGAAGAGAAGGAUGUUGAGAACGCUCUAAAGGACCGAACGCUGCUGGGCAGCAUCCUCUCUGCUGGACUAACCUCAUGAUGUCUUCUGUUAGAUUUUUUUCUGUCAGUUUGGAUCUUUACUUUUUUAUUCUCUGAAGCAGAAGCACUGUUCUACUGGAUCGCUGUGCUGUGAAGAGAUGGUGUGUUUUCAGAUUUUUGAAAGUCUCUUUUGAUGCUGUAAAUAAACAUUCACUGACACACA
Messenger RNA from Nothobranchius furzeri (turquoise killifish), 757 nucleotides. The record is from RefSeq and is a predicted model, not a curated record. NCBI's taxonomy places the organism in Eukaryota, Metazoa, Chordata, Actinopteri, Cyprinodontiformes, Nothobranchiidae.